AUGUCUCUACCAAAAACAGCUCUCGUCUUCCUAAUCGCUGCUUUCUCCUACUUCCUCAUCUCUUCUCCACCAAAACCUCACUACUACCACACACUCUUCCUCUCCUCUUCCUUCUCCGACAACACUUCCAUCGCCUUAAACCUCCGCACCCUCACCCGCCGCCCUCAUAUCGCCGGUUCACUAGCCAACGCCGAAGCGGCAGCACACGUUCUCUCCGCCUUCACCUCCUCCUCAUCCAUCAAACCCCACGUCGUAACUUACAAAGUAUCUCUAACGUACCCAGUUCAUCGCUCACUGUCACUAACAACACCAAAAGAAUCAUCAUCGAAGUCCAUCAGUUUCUCUCUUGAGCAAGAACGUAUCGGAGACAAUCCUUACGCGGAAGAAGUCACGCCUACUUUCCACGGUUACGCUAAGUCAGAUAACACUACACAAACCGUCUAUGAGUCAUGGAUAGAAUCAAGCAACUCUGGUGAGAUAGGAAGAUUAGGAAGUGGAGCAUCGGAUUACGCAUCAUUUGUGCAACAUGUAGGCGUUCCAGCAGUUGACAUGGUUUUCGGAGGAGGCUAUCCAGUUUAUCACUCUAUGUAUGAUGACUUCACCUGGAUGGAAAAAUUUGGAGAUCCUAUGUUUCAGCGACAUGUUGCAAUAGCAAGUGUUUUAGGUUUGGUCGCUCUUAGGUUAGCAGAUGAUGAGUUCUUACCUUUCAAUUAUAUCUCCUAUGCAUCAGAACUCAAGAAAAGUGCUGAAGAUUUGGAGAAGUUAGGACAUGGCAUAGAUGUGUCUCCGUUAAUCAAAUCAAUCCAAGAUCUGUCCACAUCUGCUCAAGGCAUCAAUAUAAAGAAAGAGAGAGUAAAGGGAGCGUUGAGAGUGAGGGAGCUCAAUGACAGAUUAAUGAUGGCGGAGCGCGCUUUAACAGACAGAGAUGGACUCUCUGAGAGAACAUGGUACAAGCAUUUGGUAUACGGACCAUCUAAGUAUGAUGACUAUGGAUCAAAAUCGUUUCCUGGAGUUGAUGAUGCAAUAGAUAACGCAAAGAGGGUGAAGACCAAAGCUUCUUGGGAACAUGUUCAACAUGAGAUAUGGAGAGUUUCUAGAGCUAUAAGGCAUGCAUCACUUUUCUUAAAAGGUGAACUGAGAUGAUGCUAUCACAAUGUGUAAACAUGCUGAACUCAAAGCUCAAAGCUCACACUGUUGUACACAAACAUAAACCCAGCUUUUAACUUAAAUCCAAAUUUUAAGUUUUCG
Molecule: messenger RNA, 1248 nt
Organism: Eruca vesicaria subsp. sativa (arugula)
Lineage: Eukaryota; Viridiplantae; Streptophyta; Magnoliopsida; Brassicales; Brassicaceae
Source: the annotation of a GenBank genome assembly